AUGUUCUUACCUUCUUACAGUUACAGUAAUGCUGUUAUUAUUAUGUUGAUGCUAUCACGAGCAGGAGCUUCGGCACAGAUACAAGAGAAAAUUGCUGCUCUUCCUGCAUGCUCCAACAAUUGCAUGAUCAGAGCGGCCACGAGUUCUGGGUGCGCACCAGAUGACUUCGGGUGCCAAUGUCAGAAGCAAGAUGAUCUCACCGGAAUCACUGGGGCUUCGCAGAAUGCAUGCUUGAUGGAAGAUUGCGGAGCUGCAAACACCAAUAACGCCCAGGAUGUUUUCCGACAGAUAUGCAGUCUACUCAAAGAUUCAACAUCGUCGUCUUCUACAGCACCCAACCCAACAAUCGAGCCUCGGUCUCUACGUCCGGCACAAACUUUCACUGUCCUUAUUCUAAGCUCUUCUGCUACAGCUGUGCCGCCAGAACCAACGCCCUUGUUAAACACAGCGAAUGUGUCUCCACCUCAAAUCACAGUCAGCCCGACACCCCCCACAUCCACCAUCGAGCAAGGACCCACUCCUUACCUGAGCUCGACCAUAAGUCCUGUAACGACAUUGAUGCCGACACCUUCAUCGCCUCCAACGUCUUCUGUCGUUACUCCGUUGGCGUUUGCUUCAGUAUUGUCUUCGAUCCUCGCCAACUCAACAACUCCAAUGCAAACACCAAAUGCCCAGUACUCUGCCUCGCCAACUUUACGGGCUGAAGGAGUGACCGCAUCGGCACCAAGCCCAUCGAUAGCUUCGGCGACAAAUUUCCCUCUUUCAGCGUCAUCAGAGUCGAUGAAUUCCUAUCAAACCGAAGCAAAUCAAUCGACACUCAUUGCCCAGCUCCAAAGCAACGCACGGCGCCUUCCAGCUCCCGCCAUCGCCGCCAUCGUGGUGGGUGUCUGCACCAUCGUCGCCCUCGCCGUCGUUUCUUUCGUGCUCUGGCGCCGCCGGAAGAUGGCGCGGACACCGCGUGUUCUGAGCUCGGCCUCCUCCAGAAAAUCCGGCGAAGAUAUCAUGAUAUUCUUAGAUAUCGAGAGAGAGAAAGAUGAAAGGGCCAAGAGCUCUGAGUCUCAAAGACCGAGUGGGAGAAGAGACGUUGAGAUGGGCUCAAUUCUCAUUGCCCAGCCCAGGAUGUCACCGCCAGUACCGGCCCGGCUCAACGAAGAGAGGGGUGGCUUAGGAGAUCCUUGA
This is a messenger RNA of Drepanopeziza brunnea f. sp. 'multigermtubi' MB_m1, 1179 nucleotides long. RefSeq lists its product as uncharacterized. Lineage: Eukaryota; Fungi; Ascomycota; Leotiomycetes; Helotiales; Drepanopezizaceae. The record is from RefSeq and is a predicted model, not a curated record.